Messenger RNA from Fusarium subglutinans, 1587 nucleotides. RefSeq names its product beta-lactamase transpeptidase. Lineage: Eukaryota; Fungi; Ascomycota; Sordariomycetes; Hypocreales; Nectriaceae. The transcript is spliced from 2 exons. The coding region runs from base 1 to 1587 and encodes 528 amino acids. The record is from RefSeq and is a predicted model, not a curated record.
AUGGCCGCGGACAUGGACUCAGACGCGGUGCGAUCUAGACUUGAGGCUUUAUGUCCUAUCCUUGAUCAAAUUCAAGACAACACUCGAUCAGCUUCCAUCAGCAUCGGCGUUCUUCAUCACGGAGAAGUGGUCUUCACUCGAAGUCGCGGGUUCCGUGACGCGGAGUCACUAGCACCCGUUGAUUCUGCGACGAAUUAUCUACUAUGUUCACUCACGAAAGCUUUCACAGCUGCCUGUUGCGGCAUCCUUGUCGAUGAAGGAAAGUUGGAGUGGACAAAGUCGUUGCAGAGUUAUAUCCCGUUCCGCAGUAUCGUGGAUCCUGUUAUCGGUGAAAGAGCGACCAUGCAAGAUGUGCUCUCACAUAAUACUGGGCUAGCACACAUGGACCUUACGUGGCUAGGGGUAGAGUGUGGCUACAUCCUUGAUAAAGAGGAUUUGCUUGGGGUUGUAAGCCAUCUUCCUCCGGUCCAUGACCUACGACGUGGCUUUCAUUAUAACAACUACAUGUACGCUGUGGCUGGCUCAGUCAUUGAGACACAGUCAGGUCGGCCGUGGUACGAGCUUUUGAGAGAGAGGAUCUUGGAACCCCUUGCAAUGCAUCGAACUGUCACAAACCGAGCUAAGUUACCGGAUGACAAUGUUGCAGAACCCCAUGUCGUCCUUGACGACUACUCACUACACAGGCAAAAGCCGGUUGACACAGCCGCUGAUAACACUCUUAUGGGACCGGCUGGAAGUGUCUGGUCUAAUGUAUCAGACAUGAUGAAGUGGGCAAAAGCUCUCCUCGACGGUAUUCACGAUGGGCCUUCAGUCCUCAAAGAGGUACCGACAAUCGUAUCACACAAGAGUUACAUUACGACAUCUUCUAUCGGCGAGAAUACACACGGCCUCGGGUUCGCUCGCGCCAUGAUUCCAUCGACAGAGCUAGGAAUGCUUUCUCUCAACGGUCCGCAAAGAGAACACAUAAUUGGUCAAACGUCAAGACCAAGGCUUGUUUUGUAUCAUAAUGGCGAUAUGUCGGGAUACCUGACAGCUUUCUACUUGUUUCCGGAGACGAAGUCUGCGAUCGUGGCGUUGGGUAACUCUCAUGGCUUGGGAGAUGGACCGGACUGGUCUGCGCAAGCUAUUGCACAAGCCAUGUUUGACCUCCAGCCGCUGGUCGACUUUGACGAGGUAUCUAAGCAGAGAGCGAAGAUAGAGUAUGAGAGAUAUACCCGUCUGGCGGCAGACUUUGAGUACUUUCGAAACCAGGAGAGAAGGGAAGAACACCAGUUAAAUGUCAAUCUCGAGGACUAUGUCGGCAAGUAUGUUAACACGGGGCUUAAAAUGGCGCUGGAUAUCAGACAUAGCACGGGUGAAAGCCUGACCUUGGUUGUCAAUAAUGUGCCGUCACAACACCAUCAACUGACUCACUUUGCUGGAGGCAAGCUGGGAUUUCUGCCCUCUUCACGUGAGGAGUUUGCUAUUCGGGAAUUCAUCGAUUGGUUCAAAUGGGAUCAAUUCAUUCUCAGCUUUCAUCGUCAUGAAGAGUUGGGGACAGUAAACGGAGUUUCCUGGGCUUUGCAAAACGGCAUUAAGCCAAUGUAA